Molecule: messenger RNA, 1182 nt
Organism: Lodderomyces parapsilosis
Lineage: Eukaryota; Fungi; Ascomycota; Pichiomycetes; Serinales; Debaryomycetaceae
Product: ribosome dissociation factor
Exons: 1
Coding region: 1-1182 (393 amino acids)
Biological process (GO): RNA surveillance; nuclear-transcribed mRNA catabolic process, non-stop decay; nonfunctional rRNA decay
Cellular component (GO): cytoplasm
Source: RefSeq, a predicted model, not a curated record
AUGCAAGUGAAAAACAAGGCCAAGCUAAAAGAUAAAAAUGUUGCCGUUACUUUAGUACCUGAAGAUUCCGAAGAUUUGUGGUACUUGUACAACCUCAUCAAGAAGGGUGAUACAGUGCAAUUGCUUACCCAUCGAAAUGUGAAAAAGGGCAAUCAGAAUCAAAUCACAAAGGGAAAGCUGAAGAUGGAAAAGAUAUUGGUCAAACUAAGAUUGUUGGUUGAGGACGUUGACUAUAUUGCUAGUGAUUUGGUAAUGAGAGUCAAUGGAAAAUCUUUGUUACAACAAGAGUAUGUGCCAUUGAACAGUUAUCAUACAGCUGAGAUUGAGUUAAACAAGGAGGUAAGCAUUGUGAAAUCAAGUUGGGAUGAGUAUGAUAUGACAUUAUUGGACGAGUUAUGCUCAAUUGAAAAGAAGGCUGAUAUUGGUGCAGUUGUGUUUCAAGAGGGAGUGGCCCAUCUAUGCUAUGUAACCGAUCAAAUGACAGUGUUACAAUCAAAAAUUGAAAAAUCUAUUCCGAGAAAGAAUAAGGACUUUGGAACUCGCGACCUAGAUAAAGCUAUGAAUUCAUUUUACAAUAUGAUCAUUCAGGGAAUCAUUCGUCAUUUUGAUUUCAAUAGACUAAAAGUUAUUAUCCUUGCGUCACCCGGAUUCCUAGCAAAGACAUUGUACGAACGAUUAAUACAGGAGUGCAUAGCUAUGCAAAACUCAUCAACCAAGGAGUCCAAAAUUUGUCAACUGAUAUUGGAUAAUAAAAACAAAAUAUUGGUAACACAUUCCUCAACGGGUUACUUACAAGGAUUGGAAGAAGUAUUGGCCGAUCCUCAACUGCAAAAAAAGCUAUCGGACACCAAAUUUCUUGAAGAGUCAGAAGCAUUACUGCGGUUUCAAAGAGCAUUGAAUGACGACGAUGGAAGGGCAUGGUACGGGCUUGAAGAGAUUACAAAAGCAUUGAAUUUGGACGCUGUUCGCUAUUUGAUGGUCUCGGAUGAGUUGUUUCGCAGUGAUGAUAUAGAAACCAGAAAACAGUACAUUGACUUGACGGAACGAGCUAAACAAAUGGGGGCCAAAGUAUACAUUUUCUCCAGCUUACAUGAACUGGGGAUUCAACUAAAUCAACUAACUGGAGUGGCGGCAUUACUCAAGUAUCCUAUACCAGACUUGGACGAUUCUGACGAGGAGUGA